GGUAUUCCCAGGUAUAAACUUUACACAAAAAGUAACUGAUACCAAUCUAGCACCAAAAAAAAGGGGCUGUCCUUGCCAAUAAAGAAACAGGAAAUGUUGCGCCACGGACGGAAUGGGGAAUGAAAUUUACACCUGAAUGUACUGAAGUUUUGGUACACCUGUAGUUUAGGGAUGUAUUAAACGAGGAUCUCCUGAGGACUAAGAUUAACAAUGCCGGGAUUACAGCGAAAGGAGAAAUGGGAGUCCAGCAUGUCGGACAUCACAGGGGACACGGCCAGUGUGUCGGUACCCCCCGACCUCCUGACCAACAACAUCGACCCGGGGGUCUACAGGAAGGGCCCCAGGGCCUCCAACGGCGCUUCACAGGUCACAAUAGCAACGGAGGAAACUGAAGACAGUCGGAAACAAAUUUAUGGGAAAGAUGAAAACGAGGAGCGUGGAAACUGGACAGGAAGGUUUGACUUCCUGCUUUCGUUGCUAGGAUACGCUGUCGGCCUUGGCAACGUUUGGAGGUUUCCGUAUUUAUGUUACCGUAAUGGGGGAGGGGCUUUCCUGAUCCCCUUUAUUCUGAUGAUGAUAUUAGUUGGCGUACCUCUGUUCUUUAUGGAGGCUGCUUUAGGACAGUUCUGUAGCAGUGGUCCCAUGACGUGUUGGAGAUUCGCGCCUUUAUUCAAAGGUGUGGGGAUAGCUAUGGUGGCCGUGUCUGCCCUGACGUCACUGUAUUACAACAUGAUCCUGGCCUGGUCCUACUAUUACUUCUUCGCUUCCUUCACCAGCGACCUACCGUGGGUCUCGUGUGACAACUCAUGGAACACCAGGGACUGCAGUACAAUGCUACCACUGACAGACUGCGCAGACUCAGUUGGACAGAAGUACGACAACGGCACGUGUUUGAAUGGCGACACGUUUGUCGGACUCUGGGAUGUGAAAAAGUUCACCAGCGCAACCGGACGAAAACGGAAACUAGCAUCGGAAGAGUAUUGGGAGAAGAUCGCACUGGAUCAGAGUUCCGGAAUCGAGGACUUCGGACAACCGAAGUGGGAUUUGGUUUUGUGCCUUAUGCUCGCGUGGAUCGUCUGCUUCUUGUGUCUCAUCAAAGGCAUCAAAUCUACUGGCAAGGUUGUGUAUUUCACUGCAGUAUUCCCAUAUGUUGUCCUCCUCAUCUUAUUCUUCAACGGAAUAUUUCUCAGUAACGCGGGGGAGGGAAUAUAUUUCUACAUAGUCCCAGACUUCUCUAGACUUCUGGAUGCAGGGGUUUGGAAGGACGCGGCCGUCCAGAUUUUCUUCUCGAUGUCCAUCGCUGGGGGAGGACUGGUCACCCUCUCCAGUUACAACCGUUUCCAUAACAACAUAUUGCUGGAUUCUAUCAUCGUCAGUAUUGGGGACACGGUUACCUGUAUUUUUGCCGGGUUCGUCAUCUUUUCAUAUCUGGGUCACAUGGCCGGUGAACUCAACGUCAAAGUGGAGGACGUAGCCCAAAGCGGCGCCGGUCUUGCGUUCGUGGUGUACCCCACGGCAGUGGCCAGCCUUCCCGCCUCACCCUUCUGGUCCGCCCUCUUCUUCUUCAUGCUCAUCACACUCGGACUAGACAGCCAGUUUGCCAUGUUGGAGACGGUCCUGACGGGGGUCAUGGACCAGUACCCCACCCUGAGGCCCCACAAAACCCUCGUCAUCCUAGCCAUCUCCAUUGUCUUCUUCAUCAUCGGUCUUCCUCUUUGUGCUCCGGGAGGCGUGUACCUGGUCCAGAUACUGGACAACUAUGUGGGGGGAUGGACCCUCCUUAUCAUAGGAUUCGCCGAGGUCACGUGUAUAUCAUAUGUGUAUGGUGUAAAUAGAUUUAUCAGAGAUAUAGAGAUCAUGUUAGGAAAGAAGAUGAUUAUUUGGUGGAAAAUAUGUUGGAUGGUGAUUAGUCCUAUAGCAAUAUUGUUGAUAUUUAUUGCGACGUUUGUGGAAUACGAGGCCUCCACAUACGGGGACUACACGUUUCCGGCCUGGGCAGACGCCCUUGGGUGGAUCAUGGCGGUCGCCAUCAUUUUGGCCAUCCCUAUCACCAUGCUGUACCAAGUCAACAAAGAAGAUGAAGUCACAUCUUUCUGGGGCAAAAUCAAGCUCCAGUGCAUUCCGUCCCGGGAGUGGGGCCCGGCCCUGGUCCGUCACAGAGAGCUAGUGGAUUACGUGGAUGGGUUCGUGCAGGAUCCCUGGGCCGAAAAGGGCGCGUUCGUUAACUACGCCUACAAGUCAGAUAGCGAGUUGCGGACCGGAAGUCUUCGGUCUCUGGAAGCCAGUCGGCUCUCUGCCAGAAUGAAGAAAUCCUUUGCAUCGUCCAAUGGUUCUACAAGAACCGGAAUAUCAUAUGAAACUCACGUUUGAUACAUACAAUGAAAUAGGCAAUGAAUUACAAAUUUAAUAGAGGGCGAAGACUCGCGCAGUCGACAACACAAAUGUACUUGCAGACGAGAAUUAUCAUUUUGUUUUCAUCGUCUGUGAUAUUGUUAACAAAUUAUUUUAUUGUGAAUCAUUCAUCAUUGUCUAAAAUCUACUAGACAGCAUUUAUACUGGAUGAAUACUCUUUGGACUGUAUGGUUCAGGCGUGGAGUGGUAAUCUCUCAAUGUAUGCGGAAGUAUAAAGGACCAAACAUGAUACAAAUAUACCGGUAGUAUGCAUACAAUCAGUGUGACAUUUCAGUAUUUUAUUUUCAUUGACAUUUUUUAUAAUAAUAUGCAGUAUGACAAAGAGCACUGAUAUUUUAUAUUUUGUAUGUUUAUAAAAUCGUGGGAAGUUGGUAUUGUCUAUUGAACUCGACAAGUCAACUGGCUUGGAGAAUCUCGUUUUUUCAUGAAUACGCCAACUGAUAGUUUCACCUGCAAUGUACACACAACUUUUGGACUUUAAUGUCCAGUGCUUACUUGGAUUUCUUAUUUCUAUUUUUCUCUUAUCCAAAAUAUUUUUGAAAGUGUUUUUUUUCAUGUACGGAAGUAUUUUGUUUUAUGCAUAACAUUUUAAAAGUUUACACUUGCUUUUAGCUGUAUUUUGGAAUGUUUUUUAUUACUAUUCUAGAGAUCUUUACCUGGACUUACAUUGUAAUUAUACAUGCAUGUGAUAAUCUACAAGACACAAUAAAAAUAUGAUGUAAAAACAAUA
Messenger RNA from Magallana angulata, 3142 nucleotides. Its product is annotated as sodium- and chloride-dependent neutral and basic amino acid transporter B(0+)-like. Gene Ontology annotation, cellular component: membrane. The transcript has 16 exons. The record is from RefSeq and is a predicted model, not a curated record. NCBI's taxonomy places the organism in Eukaryota, Metazoa, Mollusca, Bivalvia, Ostreida, Ostreidae. Gene Ontology annotation, biological process: sodium ion transmembrane transport. Bases 211 to 2370 code for a protein of 719 amino acids.